AUGACUAAUUAUCAUUCUGAUAAAAAUAUGGUUCAUAAUAUUCACCAGCAAAAAUGUUAUUCCAUUGAUAAUCUAACUGAUCAAUCGUCGAAAUCAUGUUUAAAUAAUAAACGUCUUUGUCCAGUUACACAUGAUGAUUCACAAUCCAUUGUUCAUUGUAUUAAUGAUUCAAAUCAUCAACAACAACGUCCUCCACCACCACUUAUGUCAUAUUCAACCAUGAUUAAUUCUCCUGCUCGUAGUAAACGUGGUUCACCAUCAAGUGACCCUGAUGAAGAUGAUUUUCAAGUUAUAACUCAUACAACUCGAUUCAUUUCUUCACGUACAAUCAUUAAUUCUAACAACAUUAACAAUCAACGUGGUCCACCAGAUCAUCAAAAUGUAACAACAGCCUCUGCUCGUUAUGCAACAUCAAGAUUUCCAUUCCCACCUUAUAUUAUACGUUUUAAAUCAAAUCAAAUUACUUUAAAUAAAUUUAAAGAAGAAGUUGUAAAAUGUGUUGAUGAUGAUAUGGACAUUCUUCUUUACGUUAAGGACUCUAUUUCUUUUGCUUCAUUAUAUGAUGAAACUAAAUGGCCAUUAAAAAUUGCUGGUGAAGAUUAUAUGUUUCCUUCUCGACCGUCAAUUCCUCCUCAGCUUUCUGUCAUCGUCAAGAACGUCAAUGUUAGAAUUGAUUUUGAGGAGUUUACAAAUGAUGUAAAAUCCCUGAUUCCUGAAGUAAUAAAUGUAAUUCGAAUGAAAAACAAAUUCGGAAAUGUUAUUCAUAUGGUCAAAUUAGAAUUUUCAUCUGUUUCUGCUCGUCAAGAUUUGCUUGAUGCUAAAAAAUUAAUGAUAAAUUAUAUCUCCUAUGAAAUUACUGAAUUUCUUUCACCUGCACAAGUUUUAAUCUGCUCAAAAUGUAGCGGAAUUGGUCACUUCCGCAAGCAAUGCUCUGAACAAGAUGAAACGUGUAAAACUUGUGCACAAGCUUUUCCUGAUCUUAAAUCUCAUCAAUGUUCAGCUAGUCCUAUUUGUAAACAUUGUAAGGGUGAUCAUCUAUCCAACUCGAUGAAGUGCCCGGUCAUCAAAUCGUUUAGAGCUGAACUCACUAGGAAGCUUUUGUCUUCAAAUACUAAUCCAACAGCUGUACCACCAAAUAAUAAUAAUAACAAUAAUUAUCGUUUCGAUUCAUUAAAUUUUCCUCCACUUCCAUCUACACAAGCACAAUUGAAUAACCCGAUGAUGUCUAAACUCGAUGAUCUAAUUGGGAAAAUAAAUGAUGUCAAAGAUCACCUUGCAAGUUUAACAUUAAAAUAUGAUAAAUUUGAAAAAUUUAUGGUCGAAAAAGCCAAACAUGAUAUCCAUGUUAGUCAUCAAAUUGAUACAUUAUCAGCUAAUGAUCAAGAAUUUAAAAAAGAUUUACUUAAUCAUCAUAUGUUACUUGGUCGUCAUGAAAAUUUUUUUACUAAAUUGUUUAUCCCAAUAUUGGAAGAGGUAUUCUCGUGGAUGGCCGUACAGAACCAGGACAAAAAAGGCAACACACUUGAUGCCGAUUUAAAAUGUAGAUUAGAACGCUAUGUUGUUCAAAUGAGAAAAACAAGAGAAGGUAAACACCGUUUUAAUUAA
This is a messenger RNA of Rotaria sordida, 1605 nucleotides long. The record is from the annotation of a GenBank genome assembly. Lineage: Eukaryota; Metazoa; Rotifera; Eurotatoria; Philodinida; Philodinidae.